This is a messenger RNA of Drosophila novamexicana, 843 nucleotides long. It is a transcript of the gene bisc, whose product is annotated as TM2 domain-containing protein CG10795. The transcript has 3 exons. The record is from RefSeq and is a predicted model, not a curated record. Lineage: Eukaryota; Metazoa; Arthropoda; Insecta; Diptera; Drosophilidae. The coding region runs from base 89 to 637 and encodes 182 amino acids.
ACACAAACAAAACAAAAGUUCUAUGCAAAAUUAUAAGCGUAGUUGCUUAAACAUUGCAAUACCAUAGAUAUAUAUACAAAAAUUCAAAAUGUUGUGGUGCAUAUUGUCGCUGCUGCUGCUCUUCAGUGUGGCAGAAACAGAACCCGUCACUGUGGACUGCAGCGAGCUGCUAAUGGGGCAAUUUAUGUGCCCCGAUCCCGCCAAGAAUCACAUAGAUCCCAAGACACAGCAGCUGCGCGGCUGCACCAAGCAGAACCGAGCGCGCGUCUGGUGCAUAGCGGCCAAUGAGAUCAACUGCACCGAAACGGGCAACUCCACCUUCACGCGGGAGAUGCCCUGCAAGUGGACCAAUGGCUACCACUUGGACACAACCUUAUUGCUGUCGGUGUUCCUGGGCAUGUUCGGUGUGGAUCGUUUCUAUUUGGGCUAUCCAGGCAUCGGUCUGCUCAAGCUGUGCACGCUGGGCGGCAUGUUUCUGGGCCAGCUGAUAGACAUAAUACUGAUUGCGCUACAGGUGGUUGGACCUGCAGAUGGAUCUGCCUACGUUAUACCUUACUAUGGAGCUGGGAUCAGCAUUGUGCGCAGCGAUAAUACGACGUAUCGCUAUUGCAAUCAACUUUAUUGCAUGCAGCAAUGAAAUUAGGGAAUGCUGGUUUAGCUAUGCCAGAGCCUUUGGUCAUAGCUGAAGAUCAGCCUAAACUAAGCAACGACUGUUGAACUAGAAUAUAUUUACCAAUUGUAGUUAUAAAUCUAGACUAUUAGCUUCAAGAAUUGUUGUAUUUUUAACUAAACAUAAGUUUACAAAUGUAAUAGAAACAUGUAUAUAUAAACAAAUUGUUGGCA